Molecule: messenger RNA, 531 nt
Organism: Cokeromyces recurvatus
Lineage: Eukaryota; Fungi; Mucoromycota; Mucoromycetes; Mucorales; Mucoraceae
Product: 60S ribosomal protein L18ae
Exons: 4
Coding region: 1-531 (176 amino acids)
Biological process (GO): translation
Cellular component (GO): ribosome; cytosolic large ribosomal subunit
Molecular function (GO): structural constituent of ribosome
Source: RefSeq, a predicted model, not a curated record
AUGUAUUUAUAUUUGUCUGAAUAUCAGGUGGUUGGACGUAAGCUCCCCUCCGCUCAGGAAGCUGCUCCUAAGCUCUUCCGUAUGCGUAUCUUCGCUCCCAACGUUGUUGUUGCCAAGUCUCGUUUCUGGUAUUUUUUGAAGAAGCUUCGUAAGGUUAAGAAGGCUGCUGGUGAGAUUGUUUCCGUCAACGUCAUCUCUGAAAAGCGUCCUGAACAAAUCAAGAACUUUGGUAUCUGGAUCCGUUACGAUUCUCGUUCCGGUACUCACAACAUGUACAAGGAAUACCGUGCCUUGCGUCGUGUUGAUGCUGUUGAACAAUGCUAUCAAGACAUGGCUGCUCGUCACCGUGCUCGUUUCAGAUCUGUUCAAAUCAUUCGUGUUGCUGAAAUCAAGGAUGCUGAUGUUCGUCGUCAAUACAUUAAGCAACUCUUGACUCCCAAGCUUUCUUUCCCCUUACCUCACCGUCUUGCCAACGUCGACAAGAAGCAUCGUGCUCUCUUCAUUGCCAAGAGACCCACUACCUUCUACUAA